AUGAAGUUGGCCGGCCUUGUCACUGCACUCUUCGCCGCGGGUGGCCUCGCCACCCAGAGCUGCCCAAGCAACCCCCCCGUCACCGGGCCCAACACCAGCGCACCCGUCGUUCCCGCCGUAUGCAAGACGGUCAAUCCCGUCUGCACCAGCUACCAGGAGAAGCUGUACCACAUGAAGAUGUACUACAACCGCAAGAACGGCACCACUCCCGAAGAGUUCAACCGCUACUGGGCCUAUGAGCACGGCAAACUCACCCAGCAGUUCCAUAUCCGCAUCGGCGUCAUCAAGUACAUGCAGUACCAUUCUACUCCCGAGUUCCGCGACCAGGGCAAAGUCGAUGGUGCCCCGCCAAUUCUCGAGUAUGACGGAUCUUCAGAGUACUGGGCCCGUGACACGCAGACCUUUAUGAACAUGCUGUCGGAUAAAGAGUACCAGACCAAGAUUGCGCCCGACGAGGCCAACUUCCUCGACCCCCAGUCCGUUCGGCUGAUCAUUGGCGUCGACUACGUUGUCGUGGAGAACCAGAACGCCGUCACCGAACAUGGCCGAACCUUUUAA
Akanthomyces muscarius is the source of this 558-nucleotide messenger RNA. RefSeq lists its product as uncharacterized. The record is from RefSeq and is a predicted model, not a curated record. The transcript is spliced from 2 exons. Gene Ontology annotation, molecular function: oxidoreductase activity. The coding region runs from base 1 to 558 and encodes 185 amino acids. NCBI's taxonomy places the organism in Eukaryota, Fungi, Ascomycota, Sordariomycetes, Hypocreales, Cordycipitaceae.